Molecule: messenger RNA, 1046 nt
Organism: Cajanus cajan (pigeon pea)
Lineage: Eukaryota; Viridiplantae; Streptophyta; Magnoliopsida; Fabales; Fabaceae
Source: RefSeq, a predicted model, not a curated record
AUGGAGAGGCUCAAGACAAGACUGCUAGAAUUAGACGCAUGCAGACAAGCAAAGCAGAAGGAUGCCAAGGCAUUGAAGCUGGCUGAGAUGAAUAGGAAAAACAGGUUUGAGAACUUCAAGAAUGCUUCUGAAUUGAAGCCGGUGAAUACAGGUUUGAAAGAAGGGGAGGCAGGUUAUGAUCCAUUUUCCAGGAGAUGGACUAGAUCAAGGAAUUACUAUGCUUCAAAACCUGGUGAAAAGGCUGCAGCUGCAAACAAUAUUGUCAAUGGCAUAUUCUGUGGUGGUCUUUCUGCACCUUUAGUUCUUUCAAACACAAGACUGCUCUACAGAUGUGAAACUGUUCUUCAACCUGGCUUUAAUUCAACUGUACGAAUUGAGAAGAAUAAAUCGAAGGUCAGGCACAAGCGCAAGAAGACUGAUAACAUCACUCAAAACAACGUAGUGUACAAGUGCCAUUUUUGUUUGCAUCAGAAUCAGAAGAGUUCGUUAGAAGGAAAGAAGAGAAGGAGAGAUAGUUCCUUGCCCAAGAACGCAAUUAAAACGACAAACAUGUCUGCAAAAGAAGUAGCAAAUUCUACAAGUGCAUCUAGCAAAAGACGAAGAAAAUCUUGGACUAGUUUAAAGGAAAUUGCUCAGAGCAACGAGCAUGAGAAAAGUCAAAUUGCAAAUCUAACAAUCCCAUUUUUUUUGUAAGCAGCGAGUUUUCCUGUAUAUAUUAAAAUGAAUUGUAUUUGUUUUCACAUGAUGUCUGCAGGCUUUAUGGGUUCUUUGGUGAUUACUCAUUCAAGCCAGUUUGUUUUUACUGUGUUUGAUGCUCUGACAAAGGAGUCUUGUACUCCUGUACGAAUAUCAUUUUUUUUUGUAAUUUUAGUUUUUCUCUAUGACCAUUGACCAACAACAGCUUGGCCGUCUUUUUUUUUUUUUUUUUAUUCCUUUUCUGAUUCUCCCUACAAGGUGUAAUCACAAUUGAGCCCUUGAUUGGAUGAUAGUAAGGAAUUCAUAUUCUUAAGUUGAAUAGAAUAGUAAAAUCUCUCAAGUCUUGCACA